Messenger RNA from Meloidogyne enterolobii, 1413 nucleotides. The record is from the annotation of a GenBank genome assembly. NCBI's taxonomy places the organism in Eukaryota, Metazoa, Nematoda, Chromadorea, Rhabditida, Meloidogynidae.
AUGGAGAUGUUCACUAGAGGGUCUAUAAUUAGAAAUAAUGAUGUAGCGUCGCUGAAUGUUCCGUUGGCAUAUGUUAAUAAACAAGAAUCGGACCAUUCUUCACAUUCCCUUUCCGGCAAUCAUCAGCUUGUCUCAAAUAUCAUGACAGCGGCACAUUUUGCUGCAUUGUUGCAAAACGCUACCUCAAAUCAGCACAAGUCCUCGCAUAAACGUGUUACUUUACCAAUGGCAUCAUCAUCAACAGGUUCAGUAGCGCAAUCAGAAGCAUCUGCAACUACCACAGCUACUAAUUAUCUCAAUUCUCUUAUGAAUGAUAUGAUUGACCAGUCACUUAAUUCAAGUGUUAUACCUUCUUUGAAUAAUCUUCUUGGUCCGUCACAUCUGCAUGACCCCGCCGUGAAGACUGAAAACGGUGAAUUUUGCAGUUUAAAAGUAGAAGCAUCUGAUGAGACGGAUGAAGCUCUUCUGCGAGUUGAAAUGAAGCAAAAUUUAGCGAGUUUAGAGUCUGUUGAACGGCAAGCUGGUAAUCGACGAACUGGAGGCACACCACCUUCAUUCACAGGAUGCGGAGGAGACCUAUCGAAUAUCUGUUCUCCUUCACACUCAAUUACUUCAAUAAUCGCUAAGCCUGAUAAUCCGAAUCAGCUUCCAUCAAACGCUUGUGGUGCAUCAGACUUUGAUAAAACUGAUUCAAAACUAAAUUGCUAUCAUCAACGUGUUAUCAACAAUCAUACACAGCAUGAAUACUGCAGCGAUAUAUCUACGGAAAAUAAACGAGAAUUACAAAGAUGUCGCAAAUCACCUAAUAAAUUGCAUUCCAAAUUGAAAGCCAAUUUUUCUUGGUAUCGUACCAAUAAGAGUUCAUUUUCUUCUAAUGCAGCAUCUUCAAGGAGUGAUACGAUGUUUCCUGAUGGGGCAGUUCAGAGAGCUGCAGAAAAGGCAUCACGUAGCUUCCAAAGUACACAACCGAAAGUUAGAGUAGUUGUUGAACAAACUAUGAACUAUUUUAAUUGGAAUGAGUUGCCUGAUGAUGAACAACUGGGGAACGCGAAGAUGAUACUAGGUCACCUAAAAAACAAUGCGAAGGUGCGUAAUUGGACGUUGCGUGAAGGAAGGCCAAACAGAAAUAUCCAUGUUAAUCCGUUGGGCAGUACACGUGUAAACAUGGACGUGGAUAAGGAACGGAAUGAAGACAAUCAGAUCUCACCAAAGAUUGUAUCAGUACUCUCACCUAGCGCGGUAACUAAUGAAUUAGAUUGGAAUGCCGCUUAUGCAGCAUUACUUCAAACACAUACUGGUGAUUUAGUAGACAUACUAUCAGCUGCUUCAAACGGGCAGGAGAUUCAUGAAAGAGAACAAAUUAUUGAAUCAGUCAAUGAGGCGAGUUUGAAAAGUGGACAAGAUGAAGAUUAA